This is a messenger RNA of Cottoperca gobio, 1050 nucleotides long. Its product is annotated as RLA class II histocompatibility antigen, DP alpha-1 chain-like. Gene Ontology annotation, biological process: immune response; antigen processing and presentation. The transcript has 4 exons. The record is from RefSeq and is a predicted model, not a curated record. NCBI's taxonomy places the organism in Eukaryota, Metazoa, Chordata, Actinopteri, Perciformes, Bovichtidae. Bases 192 to 902 code for a protein of 236 amino acids. Gene Ontology annotation, cellular component: MHC class II protein complex; membrane.
CUCUCUGCCAGUCGUCCUCAGACGGGUUCAGAGUGUGAGACGGGUUCAGACUGUGAGACGGGUUCAGAGUGUGAGACGGGUUCAGAGUGUGAGACGGGUUCAGACUGUGAGACGGGUUCAGAGUGUGAGACGGGUUCAGACUGUGAGACGGGUUCAGACUGUGAGACGGGUCCAGGUCUACGGGUCAGUGGAUGAUGAAGAUGAUGUUGGUUCUCGUCCUCUCCGGGCUCCUCUGUGUCUCAGCUGACGUGCAACAUAAGGACUUCGCUCUCACUGGCUGUUCAGACUCUGAUGGAGAGGACUUGUAUGCUCUGGAUGAUGAAGUGAUUUGGUACGCAGACUUCCAGAGAAGGACAGGAGUGGAACCUCAGCCCAGCUUUGUAGAUCAUAUCACCUACCCAGGAGCUUAUGAACUGGCUGAGGCUAAUCUAAAGACCUGUCAAGGGAACCUGAAAAAUACCCGUAAAGCCUUCAAGGACUUCCCACUGGAGAAGGAUGCUCCUUCCACUCCGGUCGUCUACACCAAAGAGGAAAUGGAUCCUGGAGAGAAGAACGUCCUCAUCUGUCACGUGACCGGCUUCUAUCCUGCUCCUGUGACCUUCUCCUGGACAAAGAACGGAGAGAACGUGACUGAAGGAGCCAGCAUCAGCGUCCCCUUCGUCAACAAAGAUGGUUCCUUCAACCAGUUCUCCAGACUGGACUUCAUCCCACAGCUGGGAGACGUCUACAGCUGUGGGGUGAAACAUCUGGCCCUGGACAAACCGCUCACCAGAAUCUGGGAUGUGGAGAAGCCUCAGCCCAGCAUUGGACCUGCAGUUUUCUGUGGACUGGGUCUGACUGUCGGUCUGCUCGGUGUGGCUGCUGGAACCUUCUUCCUCAUCAAAGGAAACGAGUGCAGCUGAUUGGCUGCACGACCCCUCCCCACCCAAUCAAUGAGCUGCACCGGGACAUUAGAAGGGUUUGAAAGAUGAUCACAUAAAAUUAAACGGCUUUAACUCUGUUGUGAAAAUAAGAUUGUAAUAAUUACAGAACUGCAUUCUGAAGGUUUCU